Molecule: messenger RNA, 255 nt
Organism: Caenorhabditis briggsae
Lineage: Eukaryota; Metazoa; Nematoda; Chromadorea; Rhabditida; Rhabditidae
Exons: 3
Coding region: 1-255 (84 amino acids)
Biological process (GO): Mo-molybdopterin cofactor biosynthetic process
Cellular component (GO): cytosol
Source: RefSeq, a predicted model, not a curated record
AUGGUUUCUGUUAAAGUCUUGUUUUUCGGAGAAGCAUUUCAGUUGGUUGGAAAACGAGAGGAAACUGUCGAGUUUCCGGCUGAAACUGACUAUGAAGAGCUGAGGAGGAUUAUUUUAGAAAAAUACCCGGCACUGUCGAAAAUCGAAAAAGUGAUGAUGUUAGCAGUGGACCAAGAAUAUGCGAACCCCGGCGAUCGAUUCGAGUUGGAGCGUUUUACAGAAAUCGCAGUGAUACCGCCGCUGUCUGGUGGAUAG